Molecule: messenger RNA, 2653 nt
Organism: Vitrella brassicaformis
Lineage: Eukaryota; Vitrellaceae
Source: the annotation of a GenBank genome assembly
CCAGGUCGACACAUGAAUCACAGAGAAUCACGCCUGGCUGGCGGGCGGGCUGGCUGCCUCUAAUCCUACACUCAGCCAGCCAGCCAGCCAGCCUCAAUUGCCACGUCUCCUUCGCUAAGCCGCUCGUUCGCAUCUUCGUCAGUCAGUCAGUCAGUCAUUCGAACUUGAAGAAGGAUUCGUUAGUGAGUGCGAGGAUGGGGUCGGUCAAUGGGUCGUCGAACGGAUCCACAUACUCGCUCCGGUGCUCCUGCGUCCUCGCUGUCGCAUACUCGCUCGCCGUCGACAUCUCCUCUGCCCCAUAAGGGGGUGGGGGGCCGUAGGGCGGCUGCUGCUGCUGCUGCUGCUGCUGACGGUGCUGCUCUUGUUGCGGUUGCUGCACGUAAGGCAGGUCCCUCCAUUGGUUCAGGUAGGGGUCCUCUCCUGAGCGAAUGGGCACGUCUGCCCCUUCUCUCUGCAGCAGCGGGGAAGAGGAUGAAGGGGCCGGGGCUGGGGCUGCGGUGGGAUGGAUGGACGAAGGCGGGGUCAUGACGUUGAUGACGUGUCGCGCGUGCGAUGUGCGCUUUUCAUAGGACACCCCAUCGCAAAAGCCCUCCAAGUGGCCGCUAGUAGUGCCCUCGACCCGCCCCCGUGAAGAGGCAGACAAGUCCUGAAGAUGCUGACCCUUCGGCUGAUCAAACGCCGCCUGCCGAUGGUGAGGGCGAUACUCGUCAGGUGACAUCACCCCACCACCACCACCACCCUGGUCAUGCUGCUGCGGCCUCUUCCCCGGCCGCGUGUAGUGAGGGCGUGGCCCUGGGAACAAAGCGUUGGAUGGGGCCAUACCAGCGGCGCCAGCAGCAGCAGAAGGGUCAUGAUGGGGGGGCCGGGAGAUGUGGGGCGGUCGGAAGGAACCGUGGGAGUGCUGGCCGUGUGGCUGCAGGGGUGGAGAGGACGGCAGAGCGGUCACUGCUGACCGCUCGCUGGCGAGGUGGACGAACACGAUUUGGCCGUCGACGAUGCGCUGCGGUUCGAGCAGCACCUGCUGGGCGCUGUCGGUGUCGCGGUAUGUCACAAAACCUGUACACAUACCAUGGAGGGAUGGACGGAUGGUCACACGCCUUUGUGUGAGCUGAUCAACUGGAUCGUACCGAAUCCCUUGCUCCGUCCGUAUCGGUCAUGGAGGACCGUCACAUCAUCGACCUCGCCUUCCUGCUCGAACACACGCCGCACGGCGUCGCACGACGUGCGCUGGUUGAGAUUCCUGCGGAUGGAUGGAUGGGAUGGGCAGGAAAGGAACGAAAUGAGCGCUACACGACUCUCGCUCGAGAGCUGUGCUCGAGCAAAGCAAAGCUUGCCUGAUGAAGAGCUUCCUGCUCGCCAGGUCGUUGGUCCCCCCUCCCGGACAGGCACUAACGUCAACCGGGCCUGAAGUGGAAGCAAAAAGCAUAUGGAUGAGGCAAACGAGCCAGUUUCCGUCAGUCAGUCCAUCAAAAGCCCACCUGGGCUUGUGAAGUCGGCAAACGGGUUGAGGGAUGUGCGAUUUGUGGGGUCGGACGCCAGCCCAACCUGAGAGAGAGAGGAAGGACAAGAAACAGGCAGGCCACAAUGCGAGGCGCCGCCGAGGUGGUUUGGGUGUUGUUGUGGUUGGGGUGAGCAUACGAUGAUGCGUCUCCCGUCGAGAGAAAGGUUCGACUGGAUGGCCGCAACGGCGGCCUCCCGGGUGAGGAAGGUCACAAAGCCAUAGCUAAGAGGAGAGCAGAGACAGGCACACAGCCAGAAUGCAUCUCUGCGGGCGUCUUUAUCUUUCUCGCCGUGUGCCUGCUGUGCUGUGUGUACCCUCUGCUGCGUCCGUAGCCGUCACGCACGACAACUGCACCCAUUCACAGAUCCCAUGUUGAGGUGUGGAUGCUCAGUUCUGUACAGUGCAGCCAUCCCACCCCGUCCCACCCACCUGCUUCUUCAGUCUCCCCGAACGACGAGAAGAAGUGCCGCAGCUGGCUGUCGUCAGUCGCGUAGGCCAAGUUCUGCACACACGCACACACACACACACACGCACACACACUCUGCAGAAGACAGGAGGGAGAGAGGCGAGGAAAGCGACGCACCUUGACAUAAAGCCGACGAUGAGCACGGCUCUGCAGAGCACACACACACACCGAACAGACCCGCCCGUGGUUGCGGCCGCCCUCUUUCUGUGCCGUUCCUGUCGUUUGUUUGUUUGUUUGUUUGUUUUUACCUGCGAUGCGACCUCAAUGAUCCUUGACCUGGCCUCUGGCACCGACUGAGCCAGCCGGACAAGCAGCUCGAUCAACUGCGAUUUGUUGAGCGGCGCCAGCAGCCGCCUCAACUCCGCCCUGCCCUCUGUGGCGCCGUGGAAGCCGCCGUCAUAGUUGGCCAUGCCUCUCGCCUCGCCGCCUCCUUCCCACUCGAACGGCUGGAUCCUGGGCGGCCACUGCGAUGAAGGUUCGCUGCCGAAAGAGGCAGCAUCUGCCAUGCCAUAGUGGUCCAAGUGCUUGGCAGCCGCUGGGUCGGGCUGAUAACUGAAGGGCGGUGGCGGAGACGACGGGAUUGUCUGCUGGUGAUACUGAGGACACUCCUCGAUCCAACUUGUCGCCGAAGCUGAUAACAUAGUGCUGGGGAGGGACUUGAGAAGCUAAGGCGGCACAUCCGCGCU